UUUGCGCUGCGCAGGAGACUACGACUCCCAGAAUCCUCCGGGUGGGCACUGGAGCGCCGCCCCUCGCUGCCGUAUAUAUGCGGGCUGCCGUGUACCAGAUUUGAAGCUCACUAAGCAUGUAACCAUUGUUCUAGUUACAAUGGGAGAUAACAAGCCCCAGUAUGAGAACACCUGCAGCUCGGAGAGUGACCGUGAGUCAAUGAAGAGCAAAUCCGAUUCUCCAGAAUUAAAGUCCAGUGAGGACGAGUCACACAGCAACGGGAAUAGAGAAAACCCUCCAGCAAAUAAACACACUCAGUGUAAACGACACACACUGGAUAAAAGGGGACAAACGCAGACCAGACACCGGGCACGGUUGGAGAAGACGUUUGCAUGCACAGACUGUGGUAAAAGUUUCACCCGGAGAUCAUCUCUGGUCACGCACCACAGAAUUCACACAGGAGAGAAGCCAUUUGUCUGCCCGGACUGUGGCAAAAGCUUUACCGAUAGCUCGAAUCUGGUGAAACACCAGAGGACCCACACUGGAGAGAGGCCAUACGCAUGCACCGAGUGUGGCAAGACCUUCACCGACAGCUCAAACCUUAUCGCACAUCAGAGAGCCCACACGGGGGAGAAGCCCUACGUCUGCGAUGACUGCGAGAAGAGCUUCACGCUUAUUUCCAACUUGGUGACUCAUAAGAGGGCGCACACAGGGGAGCGGCCUUACGGCUGCACAGAAUGCGGGAAGACGUUUUCCCGUAGCUCCCACCUUGUCACUCACCAGCGAGCGCACAGAGGAGAGCGUCCGUAUUCCUGCGGCGAGUGCGGCAGGCGUUUCACUCAGAUCUCAAACCUCAUCGCCCACCAGAGAGCUCACACGGGUCUGCGGCCUUACGCUUGCUCGGUCUGCGAGAAGAGUUACACGCAGAGGUCCAAUCUUAUCGAGCAUCAGAGGACGCACACCGGGGAGAGGCCGUACGUCUGCAAUCAGUGUGGAAAGGGCUUCAAUCACAACUCGAGCCUUAUCAAACAUAGAAAAGUACAUGUAAAGCAUACUACACGUAAGUGGGUUCCGGGGUCAGCUGAACAAGCCGAUGACUGGAGUCCGUGAGGGGAGCCGUGUUACCUAUAGUGUGUUACCAUGAGGGAGAUGAAUGAAGCAGUGAAAAGAGUAGAUAGGUGAACCAUUGGAGAAGUUGUCCAUGGCAACCAAUCAGCUGCUACCUAUACAUUUAUAGAAUGCACUUGAUACAUGUUACUUCAAAGCUCAUAUGUUGCUAUGGGCAACUUCUCCACUGGCUACCUUCUCCACUCUUUUCUCUGCUUCAUAUAUCUCCACCUAUGUGUCCUACAACGACAGACACACUAUAUUAUCGUACAUGCAGCCUAUGAGUGACGUCAGAAUUGUGAAAACGUGUGAAUCCUGGAGUUUGCCAACGGUAGCAUACUGUAAAUCUCAUGGCUGAAGAUCUCAUGGUUCCAUAACCUUACCUUAAACGAUUGGUUGUAUUUAUACUGCACCAUAGACCCAAAUCUUUGCACUUACCAUAAAAUAAAAUAAAAUAUAUUUAAUUGUU
Molecule: messenger RNA, 1556 nt
Organism: Pseudophryne corroboree (corroboree frog)
Lineage: Eukaryota; Metazoa; Chordata; Amphibia; Anura; Myobatrachidae
Product: zinc finger protein 239-like
Exons: 2
Coding region: 140-1090 (316 amino acids)
Biological process (GO): embryo development; urogenital system development; regulation of transcription by RNA polymerase II
Cellular component (GO): nucleus
Molecular function (GO): DNA-binding transcription factor activity, RNA polymerase II-specific; RNA polymerase II transcription regulatory region sequence-specific DNA binding
Source: RefSeq, a predicted model, not a curated record